Molecule: messenger RNA, 6004 nt
Organism: Nematostella vectensis (starlet sea anemone)
Lineage: Eukaryota; Metazoa; Cnidaria; Anthozoa; Actiniaria; Edwardsiidae
Source: RefSeq, a predicted model, not a curated record
CCUCCCCUGAGCAUCACUAUUUUUCCAACAUGGCGGCCUAUAUGUAGGUGUUUUGUUGGACGAAUAGAACAUAUCGGCUCUUUUUUUAUAUUGUUUCGAUUGGAAAUGCUGACAAUGCUUAGAUACCUAUUUCUGGUAUACUUUUAAGUUCUUUUGGGGUGUUUUUUUUUUUCGUUUAGCUAUCGUAGCUUCGCUACGAUUUUGGUUUUGAACUUCUCUAAGAAAUGGCGGCCGAUCAACUAAUCAAAAACGUAGAUUUAGAUUCCUAUCCAUCUCAUGGUUUUAAGAGCCUUUUACAAGAAUACUGUCAGAAGAUGAAAAUUGAUUACCCAAGUUACAGGACAUCGCAAUGUGACGACGGAACUUCCAAAUAUCUCGGACAUUUCGUAUCCAAUGUUCUAGCAGUUGGACAAAAUUUUACUGGAGGGUAUUGCAGUAAAAGGAAAGCUGCAGAACAAGACGCCGCCAAGCAAGCCUUGAAGAACAUUCAGCAAACGCUGAUUUCUUCAACUCCCUCCUCGCAGAAUAUUGCUACGUAUAGUAAUCCAUCAAUUAUAACUAAUACUAAUAACAGCCAAGCUAAUUUGUCACAGUCUCUUGAAAGUUCAUUUACUCCACAACAUCAGACAACACCUAUCAAAUCAUAUAAGAACAUUUUACAAGAGUUUGCACAAGGUUCAGCCAAAUUAUUGCCAUCAUACACUGUAGAUACAACUAACAGUGGUUUUAUUGCGGAGGUGAACUUUGAAGGGGUCCGUUACAAGUCUAAAAUUGCUCAUUCUACCAAAAAGGCAGCUGAACAGAAUGCAGCAGAAAGUGCUUUACAAGCUUUGGGACUUGUGCGUGACUCCCCGUCAGAGACUGUAGUCUCUGAAAAAUUUGAAUCAGUGUUAAAAAAUACUCCUGCUAAAAAUGACUUCACUGGGUGCUCUAAAGAUCAGCUCUAUUUGUCUUCUCCUGCUAUUAACAUAUCUUACAAGAGCUAUCUUCAAGAACAUGUCGUCCAAAGAGGUUGGAGGGGACCGUCAUAUAUGACAACAUACCAUCAAGGGGGUGCUCAAACUGUUGUCCAGUUCUGUGGAAAAAGUCUAACAGGGAAGCCUGCAUCUACAAAGAAACUUUCAGAGCAAUUGGCAGCUCGAGAGGCGUUAGUAAAUCUUGGGUUUAGUGAUCCUGAGCUGCUGAAUGACAUUAUCAUAAAGAAAAAAUACAAAACAAAGGAGAAAAAAAUUGCUGAAUGUACACAGACAAAUUCACCUGCAAAUACCCUUCAGCUAAGGACUCUUGAUCCAGAUGAGCUUUUAUUCCAAACGCUGCUACCAGUGAUUACAAAAAGGAAUACAGCAGAUGAUGAAGAGAAUGACUAUCCUCCUGCUAAACGAUGUAAGCUCGGUUAUAACACAGCUCAAGGUUACAACAUAGAAGGCGCUUGUGCCCCUUUGCUCCCAACUCCCAGUCAGUCAGAUGUACUGAGCGUUGGUGAGGUGUGGAAAGAGAAGAAGAAUGUUGUACUUGUGGGGAACAGUGAGACUUCAUUUAUCCUCUUCUGUUCACGUGUCGCCAGUAUGUGUCAACUGAUGAACACUAGAACAAUGGAACUGGUCAACCUUGAGCCUGGUCAUCGUAUUGUAGGCUUAGAUGGGGAGUUCGUUGAAUAUCAAGGAAAGGUUGCCCUUAGGGCAGAAAGAUGUGCGGAUGUGGAAAUCCCUGACUCUCCUGACUCUGUCCUGACAAGCUGUGGUGUGCUUCUUCUGUCAGCUCAGCAACAAGAAAAGUUUGUCUUUAUCUUAUCUCAUUUGACUGCCCACCAGGUCUUAUUGCAGAGGUGCAUAUUCAGUAGUGCAUUCCUCAAUGUUGGCCAUACCUUGGCCAUGUUCCUGCGGCGGACAGUAAGAGGUCUCCCUGUUCAACUUAAUGUUGACGAGUUGACUGCUGACAUCAAGUACUGGCUCUCUUGGGAGUUGCAUGACAUCAUGGAGAUGGACUUGAGUCGGAUUAGGUGUGGCACCCACGCCCUUACCAAAACUGUCAGUGAAAGGGUUCCUGAUGUACUCAAACACCCCCUUCCACCUCCUCUACAGGAACUACAGGCUAGGGCAAAAGAGGAGUUCAGGCGCAGAGAAAACCUCAACAUUCCAUUUGACGACGUCCACCCUUGGGGACCCCCCAAAGGGAAUUUUAGGCACAAAAUCAUCACUACAGGACUACACAUUGAGACCCCUGUGGAAUGUGCUGUCCGUGAGUUACGUGAAGAGUCUGGGAUCGUGUUGGAUCCUAGUGACCUCCUUGAUGUUGCUUAUAUCGACCUACCACAGAGAGCAAACCAUAAUCCCCAUAUAGGUGAUACUGUCCGAUACUUUCUCUACUUGCACAAUCCCCAGACAGAAGAUUUGGUCACUUCGUACUUCAACUCUGGCAGUUAUUUCCUUAAUCAACAAGCAGAGUUAGCAGCAAAGAUGCCCUCUCCAUCGUCAUCAGCAUCUCCUUGUUUUACUUCUGGAGCAGAGAAUUUUGACAACAGUGGGCUGAACACAAGCCAUGAGCAACACAUUACCAGCUCUUUCACAAGUACCCCCCUCCCUAGUGCACUGGAAUAUUGUAAUCCAGACCAUGUUACUACAAGGAGGCUUAAUUUACCAGCAGCUCCACAGGCAACCCACACCCUGUAUUAUGAUAACACAGGCAGCCCAUGGGAAGUUGCUGGAGCUUUGGAAGGGGCAAACUUUUGUACUGAAGAUGAAGUUUGGAAUGAUGAGAGUCAGCAGAAGAGAGGAGUAAAAAGAAGACACUCAGAAACAAACUACACUAGCUUCUAUGAUAUGGCAACUCCUCAGAAAAGCACCACAAGACAAGGGUCAGUAACUCCAGGGGGAAGUGGUGUGGAGGCGACUCCAGUGGGUGGUAGAGUGGAGGGUUCAUCCCCUCAGACCCAGUCCCCCCAAGUGUAUGGCAGUCUCCAUGAGGAGUGUGCAUGGUUUUACCUUGACGAAGCUCGCAGGAAGUCACCUGUGUUUGAGGAAAUAUUCAACACCAAGGAAUUCCAGCAGCUUCUAGCUCUUGCCAAUGCAGUCAGCAAGACUCGAACAUAGCAUAGGGACUGACACAGAAAAACACACACACACAAAGAUGAUCAUUCCUGAUAAGGAUACAUACUAUAGCUGGUGUAGUUUUCACAAGGUGCCACUCCCCCUCCCUUCUACCCACGUAAAAUCUAAUCUACAGGCUUGUAUAGUCAGAGCUGUAGCAGGACUGAAAAUAUGUGGGACACCUGUGGCUCCAUACCAGUCUUGUCAUAAUCAGACGCCAAGGCAGCUGAGGGCGCGCUAAUAGGUAGGGGGGGGGGGGGUAUGGUAACUUAAACGUUUUCUACCAUAAACAUCCAAGUAUUUUUACAUGGAACAGAGUCACAGUUGGCUCAAUGACUUUAGAAUACUUGGGCAUAUCACAUGUAUAUGCUAAAAAUGUCGAGAUAACCUCAUUCGAAAGUUUAUGGAAUUGGCCAAAACACGCGGCAGAUUUCUUGCAUUUUGAUUAGCUAGUGUAGUUAUGCUCUAAUGCAUCUUAGCUAUUUUUAUAUACGACCCGAAUUUCGUCGCACACACCUGUUGUCUUGUCAUAUGACUCCCUCCACUUACAGUUUACAGGUGGGAAUCUGUCAUAUUCCCUUUUCUCAAGCCGACCGUCUCACGCAACAAAGAAAACCUCGACACGUAUCUGUCCAUCAAGUUAUCGAUCAAUCAACAAUGUGGGCAAUCAUCCUCAUAAAGGCGGCCCAGGGUCAUUUCUGUUUUACCCUUGGGUUUCCGAUGGUGUAUGGGUUAUGCCUGGACGCAUAGUAAGACGUAAUUUUCAAUCUGCCCUCCUCUGCAGGUUGCAUAUCGUACGUGAGGGAAAACUUUGUAAAUAUUUUAGCACUAAGGUUUGCGGUUUGAUACUCCGACGCAAAUCCCUUUUAAUUUUUCGAGCUUGUAAAUUUGAAUUGUUUGUUUAUUUUAAAUGCCUUUAGUAUUCACAACCAAGCACUUUUGGUUUUAGUUUUCGUGAGUUUCUAUUGUAGGUCUCCAACUGUGGUUAAGAAGUGUCGCAAGUUGGAGAUAGCACGCAAGAAAGGCGUGUCCGUACUUGCGCGAUUAUAGAGGAUUUCCCGCCAAAAUUGCCGGAAAACACGUGCCCGACCUUGACCGGGGAGAUCACGCGACCCGUUGAUCUUGACCUUUGUCACGUGCUUGGUACAUCCGGGAUACUUCCUCGCCGGAAACUCACGUUUAUUUAUAUAAAAAAAAUUUGAUGAUGCCUAGUAUUGUUGCGAGAAAUUUACAGUAGACUUUUUGAUAAUUUUAUCGUAUAAUAAUGAUAUUUUGUCAUAUAAUGCCUCAAAUUUUGUUUCUUGGCCUUGUCGCUAAAAUAUUACUUGACAUUCAGAUGAUUGGAUAUUCUCGAAUGACUACCUCCUGAAUUUCAAUAAGGACUAUUGAGACAAAGUAUCUUCAAAGUUUGUUAACAACUUGUUGUCUGUUUAUCGCGAACUGGCGACGUGUAUAUCAAUCUUUUUCCCGCUGUUUCUUUCCCGCCGUUUUCUCAGCAAGUGAAGUCACGUGGCGACACGCGUCGCAAACUUGCUGCCAUCUCUUCCAUCAAAAUAAAACGUUCUUAGAAAUUUUACGUUGUUUUCUUUCUCAUCGCUAUGAUCUCAGCUCUCUUUAUCAGCUGCUUGGUGGCUUAGCAAUUAUAAUCUUUUGGAAACCACGUUUACAUAAUUUAAACGAAAACUAUUUAGUUAUAGGGCGUAAAAUAGUUACUACCGAAAUAUGUCACGUACUACAAUCCACGUUUCAACUUCCUGCUUUUAAUAACACUCGAAGACACUCCUAAAGUUUUCCGAAAGAUGCUCUAAAUAUUUUAUUCUUUAUUCAAAUUUAUUUUCUUAUCUUUUGAUCAAAAGAAGAUUUCCUUGUGGUCGCAUAUGAUGGAAUGAUAAAAGGCUUUUCGGAUGCAAAACCCAAACAAACGUGUUGUGAUUCGCCACAUGGCGGCAAGUCUGUAACUGUCACAAGUGACAAGAAAUUGAUUUUUCUUUCAUCUUUUCAGCUUGUGCGACAUCUUGAACAAAUGUAUUUUUGCGUAAGAAAAAGUAUUAACUUUAACUUACUUGAUCGAUGAAUCGCCGCAAAAAAAAAAACAACAACAAGGAAACGAAAACAAAAUCCUUUACAAGUAUGGCUAUUUAGAAAAUCAAAUUAAUUUAAUCCAAUCUUACAUUGAAUACAGCUUAUAGAAUACCCCCAAAAGACAGUCGAUGUAAUGAUCAGAUAAGGAAAUUUCUUUUAGCUCAGAAUUGCGCUGAGGAAGUACGCAGUUUAUGGAACUGUCAAGCUAUCCAAAAAUAGCGAAAGGUCAGGGUUAACGCGAUUGUCAGCAAAUUUGUAUGAAAGAAACUCGAUAGUACCCUGUCGAUAAAAUAUACACGGGGAAUGCUUUGUUAUGGUUACAUAAUGUUGUUUAUUUGCCAAAAACUACAUCGUCACAACAAAGGAAAAGAGUUUAAGGCCUUUUGGCUAAAUGUUACACGUCUUUGGCAGAAAACACGUAACAACAACUAACUUAGCAACACUACAAGCGGUUUGUCUCUUUAUUUGGCUUUGAAUGGAAAUGUAUAAAUAAAUGCAUUUAUAGGGAUGUAUCUAUUAAGGUUCUUGUUAAAUAAUCCCUAAUCUUGACCGCUUAAGGCUUUUUACAUUAUUAGCGAGCCAGCCAUGUAGAUAUAACUCUUUUGUUUUGUCCGUUUCAUCUAGUUUUUAAGUUGAUCAAAUUUGUUUCUGAAACGAGCGCGUAUAUAUACAUUUGAUAAACCAGAAAUCAAUAGCUCUAUGAAUAUCUAUGUACACUACAGAGGAAAAAUAAUAGAAUUUUGUUAGCAUAAAACUGCUCACAAUUAGCGAUUUACUUGUUCCACGGGAACAAAAAAUAUAGGCACUUUACAAUAAAGUAAUUGUUGUUGUGUUGA